This is a messenger RNA of Triticum dicoccoides, 879 nucleotides long. Its product is annotated as protein PHOTOSYSTEM I ASSEMBLY 2, chloroplastic-like. Lineage: Eukaryota; Viridiplantae; Streptophyta; Magnoliopsida; Poales; Poaceae. The transcript is spliced from 3 exons. The coding region runs from base 115 to 567 and encodes 150 amino acids. The record is from RefSeq and is a predicted model, not a curated record.
GGCGACGAACAAUCCGAGGAGCUCCGCCUCCUCUUCUUCUCCCCCACCCCCCGCUGGCGACGGCGACGGAGGCGAGGGUGAAAAUUUCCCACCAACCGGAGCGCGUGCCUGCCGAUGGAGGUCUCAGCCAGGCUCCGCCCGCCGCCCUCGACGACAGCGCCUCUCCACCGCGGCGGAGGGCCCCUGCGACGGCUGCUCCCUUCGGCCCGGCCCGCGUCCCGCGCGGUCUCCGCCAAGCCAAUGCAGAUCAGGGCAAGUGCAAUUAAUGACCUGCAAAGAAGCAGGAGUAGCCUGGAAGCACUGUUCUGCUACGACAAAGCUGUUCCAGAGGAGAAUAUUGGGAAACCAGCUGGUCUAGAUUUGGAAAAGAAGGAGGUUGGGAAGAACCCCCCAUGCGUGCGCUGCGAAACUAAAGGUGCUGUGCUGUGCGCAACCUGCGCUGGUUCAGGCUUGUACGUCGACUCUAUAAUGGAGAGCCAAGGAAUCAUCGUAAAAGUCAGAUGCCUAGGCUGUGGAGGAACUGGAAGCAUUAUGUGCUCCACGUGCGGAGGUCGCGGGCACACCUGAAUUGUUUGUUGAUGUUUUUCACAAACAAGACAAUGAAAUUCAAGUGUGGAGUAGCAUCCUCUUGGUGUGCGUCCAUCAUCGGCUGGGAACCAUCAUCUCAGCAGUAAUCUGUAUGCAUUUUUACUGACGAUUCAUAGUUGAACGAUGGUCGGGGUUUCUGACAAGCAAAGAUAUUCAGAGCAUGCUGCGAACAAUUUCACUGUACUAAAGUUUGAUGCUGAAUCGGGUAUUGUACCUUGAGUCUACUUGUGGUAGAGUCGUGCGACAUUGUUUUGCUUUUGUAUCAAAAAUUGUUUCAGUUGUGACACUUCA